Lachnellula hyalina is the source of this 2883-nucleotide messenger RNA. It is a transcript of the gene ATG1, whose product is annotated as Serine/threonine-protein kinase. Gene Ontology annotation, molecular function: protein serine/threonine kinase activity; ATP binding. The coding region runs from base 1 to 2883 and encodes 960 amino acids. Gene Ontology annotation, biological process: autophagosome organization; protein autophosphorylation; peptidyl-serine phosphorylation. Gene Ontology annotation, cellular component: autophagosome; cytoplasm. The record is from RefSeq and is a predicted model, not a curated record. NCBI's taxonomy places the organism in Eukaryota, Fungi, Ascomycota, Leotiomycetes, Helotiales, Lachnaceae. The transcript has 3 exons.
AUGGCGGCCCAACCGCCCCCGUCUUCGUCAUCUAGACGGACGAGGACGGGUGAUAAAUCUGUUGGUUCCUUCACAAUAGAAGACGAGAUAGGCAAGGGUAGCUUUGCUACGGUCUACAGAGGCACUCACAAGGCUACCGGAGCUCUCGUUGCCAUCAAGUCAGUCAACCUAGCGAAGCUCAACAAGAAGCUCAAGGAGAACCUCUACUGCGAAAUCGAGAUCCUCAAAGGCCUCCACCAUCCCCACAUCGUUGCCCUGAUCGAUUGCCGAGAGUCAGCGUCCCAUAUACAUUUGGUGAUGGAGUAUUGCGAGCUUGGUGACCUGUCGUAUUUCAUCAAAAAGAGGGAUAAAUUGGCAGACAACCCAGCACUUAGAGACAUGGUUAGAAGAUACCCCAUGCCACCAGCUGGAGGGUUGAACGAGGUCAUAGUCCGGCAUUUUCUCAAACAACUUGCCAGUGCGAUGGAAUUUUUGAGAGACCGGAAUUUCAUCCAUCGAGACGUUAAGCCACAGAACCUACUUAUAUUGCCAUCGCCCCAAUAUAUGGAAAGCGCCAAGGAUCCACCUCUAGUAAUGAGUGCAAGUGAGAAGACCCUGGUCCCCAUUGUUGGUCUUACCUCCUUGCCAAUGCUCAAGAUUGCGGAUUUUGGAUUUGCUCGUUCACUUCCUUCGACCUCUCUUGCUGAAACGUUGUGUGGCUCGCCUCUGUACAUGGCCCCAGAGAUACUACGAUAUGAGAAAUAUGACGCCAAAGCAGAUCUCUGGUCAGUAGGCACAGUAUUAUAUGAAAUGGCAUUUGGGAGACCACCGUUCCGUGCAUCGAAUCACGUUGAGCUUCUUCGCAAAAUCGAGCAAGGGGAGGAUAAGAUCAAAUUCCCCAAGGAAGCAGUUGUAACCUCGGGAAUGAAAGAGUUGAUAAUGUCAUUGUUGAAGCGACAACCCGUAGAGCGAAUCCCCUUUGAAGACUUUUUCAACCACCGUGUUGUUGUCGAACCUAUUCCUGGCUUAGUUGGGGACGAUCGACCAAGUGAGAUCCGGCAAUCGACUAGGUCAGAAGUAGCGUCGAUAGCACGUACCUCAUCGACAAGAAGCAACCGUAAGCCUGCAGUGAGGAGCGAACCUGUUCAGUCUUCAUCCCCUAGGGAACGACCUAUGCCACCAUCGCCUAAAAAUCAAAUUGCAGAACCAGUCCGACAGCUAGCAGGAACUCCUCCGCGUGUCAGUGCUCAGGCUCAAUCAGGCUCUCGGGAACAAAGGCGCCCAGCCAUUGCUGCUGCUGCAACAGCUCCAAAUGCGGAGACUCUUCAGGGUAGCCGGCCUCCUUCACACGCCUUCAAUCCUACAUCGAGGGAUCAGCGAUCAACUGCAUCAAGACAGUCGUCACACGAUGAAGGUCCCAAAGGAGAACGAUUAGGGGGUAACCCUCAAAGCCGAGACGCAAUCGCCGAAGCUGAGCAGGCGGUGCGUGAUGCACGUGAGUAUGUUUUGGUCGAGAGGCGGGCUGUGGAGGUCAAUGCUUUUGCGGAUGAAAUGGCGGCAAGUCCUAACUUGCAGAGCCGUAGAGCUUCCGUCUCUUCCCGACCUGGGGCUGGCCAUGUGACGAGAAGAGCUACAACACAAGGCGUUCCUAUUUCGUCGACGGGGGCGGUUCCAGCGUCGCCUUCGAGGGCAGUUCAGAUUGCGCAGGGGAAGCCACGCCCAGAGGUAGUACCCCAGCAACAGAAUUCAUUUGGGAGGUCAUAUGGGAGCCCUUCAACAACUUCAGCAAUUGCAAAGGCCAUCAGUGGCGCCAGUCUAAGGAUGUUUGGCGUAGCAUGGACCCCUCCGUUGAGCGGCAAAGGAGUCUCACCACCUCAAUUGUAUAGCCCAUUUCCAGCUUACCCAACCUCACAUGGCACUGUUGGCCUAAUUGGAGACGGCAAACCCAUUGGCCCCAUCGAUGAGGACCAGAAGAUUGUUAAUAUAGUCGAGGAAGCCGCCACGAGAAGCGAUGUUGUGUAUGGCUUUGCGGAAGUCAAAUAUAAGCAACUGAUCCCACUAGCACCUUCUAUGGAUCACGGACUCGGAGGCGCUUUGCCUGACAAACCUACUGAUUUUGUUGAUGAGGACGAUGGCCUCACAGUUGAAGCUAUAGUAGCUCUUUCUGAAGAAGCUCUCGUAUUAUACGUCAAAGCUCUCUCACUUCUUGCGAAAUCCAUGGACAUAGCUGGUGCAUGGUGGGCACGGAAAUAUCGAGGCGAAGUGCUCAUUUCCGGUCAGACCAUGAGAUCCGACAGCGCCCCUGGAGCCCGCAUCAACGGCGCCGUACAAUGGGUUCGAAAUCGCUUCAACGAAGUAUUAGAGAAGGCAGAGUUCGUUAGGUUAAAGCUUAUCGAGGCACAGAAGCAGUUACCAGAAGACCAUCCUGGACAUCCCAGUAAUCACACCAGUGCCUCGCGCCUCGCCGGUGCUUCGUCAACAGAUGGUGUUGUUUUGAGUACCGGUGUAUCGGCGGAGAAGCUAAUGUAUGACCGUGCGUUGGAGAUGAGCCGCUCUGCCGCAAUCAACGAAAUCGCCAAUGAGGAUCUUCCCGGCUGCGAGAUCUCUUACAUUACCGCGAUUAGGAUGUUAGAGGCUGUCCUGGAGACGGAUGAAGAUACAAGUCCACCGCAGCGGAAGAGGAGUUCGAGUCUGAUGGGUCAGGAGAGUGUGGCUGGUAACAGCAACGGCUUUUUCAAGGUGGAAGAUGUAGCUUCUGUACAUAAAGUCACAAGCAUGAUCCGCACCCGCCUUGUAACCCUCCGCCGCAAAAUGGCACUGAUAGCCAAACACCAAUCUUUGCCCCCCUCUUCUCCCCGCAGCGGUGGCACUACCCCCACGAUAGCGAAUACCCCACCUAAAUGA